Messenger RNA from Miniopterus natalensis, 1812 nucleotides. It is a transcript of the gene ATG4A, whose product is annotated as autophagy related 4A cysteine peptidase. Gene Ontology annotation, biological process: protein delipidation; aggrephagy; piecemeal microautophagy of the nucleus. The record is from RefSeq and is a predicted model, not a curated record. Gene Ontology annotation, molecular function: protein-phosphatidylethanolamide deconjugating activity; cysteine-type endopeptidase activity. Lineage: Eukaryota; Metazoa; Chordata; Mammalia; Chiroptera; Miniopteridae. Gene Ontology annotation, cellular component: cytoplasm.
UGCAGUUUGAGCUCACUUCCCUGCUGGGAAGCGCCUUUGAGACCAUCUAACGACUCGGCCCCUAGUAGCUCGGAACUACAAGUCCCAGGGUCCCUCGCGGCCACCUCAGUCAAGUGGCCAGUGGAAUUGGCCCAGGAUGACAGCUGGAGAAUGGAGUCAGUUUUAUCCAAGUAUGAAAACCAGAUUACUAUUUUUGCUGACUACCUAGAAGAAUUUCCAGAUACAGAUGAGCUGGUAUGGAUCUUGGGGAAACAGCAUCUCCUUAAAACAGAAAAAUCUAAGCUGUUGUCUGAUAUAAGUGCUCGUCUAUGGUUUACAUACAGAAGGAAAUUUUCACCGAUUGGAGGAACAGGCCCUUCAUCAGAUGCUGGCUGGGGAUGUAUGCUACGUUGUGGACAGAUGAUGCUGGCUCAAGCCCUUAUCUGCAAACACUUGGGAAGGGACUGGAACUGGGAAAAACAAAAAGAACAACCCAAAGAAUACCAGCGGAUCCUACAGUGCUUCUUAGAUAGAAAAGACUGUUGCUACUCAAUCCAUCAAAUGGCACAAAUGGGUGUAGGAGAAGGGAAAUCAAUUGGCGAAUGGUUUGGACCAAAUACAGUUGCACAAGUGUUAAAAAAACUUGCUUUAUUUGAUGAAUGGAAUUCCUUGGCUGUUUAUGUUUCAAUGGAUAACACAGUGGUCAUUGAAGAUAUCAAAAAAAUGUGCUGCGUCCUUCCCUUGACUGCUGAUACAGCCGUUGAGAGCCCCCCUGACUUUCGGAAUGCUUCAAACUACAGUAAGGCCACCUCUGCCUGCUGCCCAGCCUGGAAACCCCUGCUGCUCAUUGUGCCCCUCCGCCUGGGCAUAAACCAAAUCAAUCCUGUCUAUGUUGAUGCAUUCAAAGAGUGUUUUAAGAUGCCACAGUCUUUAGGGGCAUUAGGAGGAAAACCAAAUAACGCCUAUUAUUUCAUAGGAUUCUUAGGUGAUGAGCUCAUUUUCCUGGACCCUCACACAACCCAGACCUUUGUUGACACUGAAGAGAAUGGAACCGUUGAUGACCAGACUUUCCAUUGUCUGCAGUCACCACAGCGAAUGAAUAUUCUGAACUUGGAUCCUUCUGUGGCAUUGGGAUUUUUCUGCAAAGAAGAAAAAGACUUUGAUAGCUGGUGCAGCCUUGUUCAGAAGGAAAUUCUAAAGGAAAACUUAAGGAUGUUUGAAUUAGUUCAGAAACAUCCAUCACACUGGCCUCCCUUUGUGCCUCCAGCCAAACCAGAGGUAACAACCACCGGGGCAGAAUUCAUUGACUCUACUGAACAACUAGAGGAGUUUGACCUGGAGGAAGAUUUCGAGAUUCUGAAUGUAUAGAAUAGUAGGAACUCAACCUUAAAGUCUGUCUUCCAUCUGGCACCAGAAGAACAUGAACUCAUUACAUAAAACUUUUGUAGUCAGCAAGUGCCUGUUAUGCCAACAACAUACAAACUUGAUAGCAAUCAAUCAUGACUGAGCCAAUCACAGCUUCUCAGAAAAAAACAAUUAACAGCCCUUCCCCAGAAAGAACUAGAACAAUCAUGGAAUCUAGGAGCAGAAAGAUUAGGAGCCAUUCCUUGCUUCCCAGCGUGUCUUAAAUGGCCAUGGCGACUCUGCCGCUACUGAAAUGAGGAGGUGGACAUCUGGAAGAUAGACAGCAACUCCCACCUGGCUUCAAGCAUCAGCUGAUCAGAGAUGGUUACCUGUGCUUCCUCACCCUUUCAGGUGUGAUCUCUUUUGGGCUAAAUACUAAGAAGCAGUCUGUUCCUUUGCUCUAAUAAUAAAGUGAUUACAUCAGGGAGA